Molecule: messenger RNA, 5104 nt
Organism: Fukomys damarensis (Damara mole-rat)
Lineage: Eukaryota; Metazoa; Chordata; Mammalia; Rodentia; Bathyergidae
Product: RNA-binding protein 14
Exons: 3
Coding region: 498-2153 (551 amino acids)
Biological process (GO): mRNA splicing, via spliceosome
Cellular component (GO): nuclear speck; cytosol
Molecular function (GO): mRNA binding; zinc ion binding
Source: RefSeq, a predicted model, not a curated record
GCGCUCCGGGCGGGGGCGCGCUCGGGGCACUGGGCCUGUUAGCCACGCCCCUCACCCUAGGGUCCGUCACUGAGAGGUUGGGAAGGGUGGAGAAGUGCGCGGGAGCGAACCGGAGGUGCUGGAGGUGUUGGAGGUGCGUUGGGUAGAGCCACCCCCUCCCCUGCGGUCCAGGCACCGUUCACCAUGCGGGAGGUAGCGGCUCUGGGUGGGUGCGACGGCCACUGCGAGCCGAGCCCAAGGGCCAAGGACGCGCCAAAGACUUGCGAGUGUACCGGGGGCGCGCCUUCUAGUCUCCUGGGCCUGGCACCGAGCGGAAAUUCGGAAGUGACGGCCCAAGCCGGAUCGUGGAUCGGGGAAGAUUUCGCUACUUUCCCACUUCCUCUCCCGACGUCGGUCAGAACAAGGGAAGAGGGAAAAGGUGGGGGCUGACGCCCCAAGGCCGCCCUCGUGUUCUCUCCGAUGAAUGCUCUCGAGUGGAAGACUACGCGUUUGUUCACAUGGAGAAGGAAGCAGAUGCCAAAGCCGCCAUCGCGCAGCUCAACGGCAAAGAAGUGAAGGGCAAGCGCAUCAACGUGGAACUCUCAACCAAGGGUCAGAAGAAGGGGCCUGGCCUGGCUGUCCAGUCUGGGGACAAGACCAAGAAACCAGGGGCUGGGGAUACGGCAUUCCCUGGAACCGGUGGCUUCUCUGCCACCUUCGACUACCAGCAGGCUUUUGGCAACAGCACUGGUGGCUUUGAUGGGCAAGCCCGUCAGCCCACACCACCCUUCUUUGGUCGCGACCGCAGUCCCCUGCGCCGUUCACCUCCCCGAGCCUCUUAUGUGGCUCCACUGACGGCCCAGCCAGCCACCUACCGGGCCCAGCCCUCGGUGUCAUUGGGAGCUGCCUACAGGGCCCAGCCUUCUGCCUCUUUGGGUGUCGGUUAUCGGACUCAGCCCAUGACAGCCCAGGCAGCCUCUUACCGCGCUCAGCCCUCUGUCUCCCUUGGGGCCCCAUACAGGGGCCAGCUGGCUAGCCCUAGCUCCCAGUCUGCUGCAGCUUCCUCACUUGGCCCAUAUGGUGGAGCCCAGCCCUCAGCCUCGGCCCUCUCUUCCUAUGGGGGCCAGGCAGCUGCAGCUUCUUCGCUCAACUCCUAUGGGGCUCAGGGAUCCUCCCUUGCCUCCUAUGGUAAUCAGCCAUCCUCUUAUGGCGCCCAGGCUGCCUCUUCCUAUGGGGUUCGUGCAGCUGCUUCCUCCUACAACACCCAGGGAGCAGCUUCCUCCCUAGGCUCCUAUGGGGCUCAGGCAGCCUCCUAUGGGGCCCAGUCUGCAGCCUCCUCAUUAGCUUAUGGAGCCCAGGCAGCUUCUUAUAAUGCCCAGCCUUCAGCGUCUUACAAUGCUCAGUCUGCCCCAUAUGCUGCACAACAGGCUGCUUCCUACUCUUCUCAGCCUGCUGCUUAUGUGGCACAGCCAGCCACAGCUGCUGCCUAUGCUAGCCAGCCAGCUGCCUACGCUGCACAAGCCACUACCCCAAUGGCUGGCUCCUAUGGGGCUCAGCCGGUUGUCCAGACCCAGCUAAAUAGUUAUGGGGCUCAAGCUUCAAUGGGCCUCUCAGGCUCCUAUGGGGCUCAAUCGGCUGCUGCGGCCACUGGCUCUUAUGGUGCCGCAGCUGCCUAUGGGGCCCAGCCUUCUGCCACUCUGGCAGCUCCUUACCGCACUCAGUCGUCAGCCUCAUUGGCUGCUUCCUAUGCUGCCCAGCAGCAUCCUCAGGCUGCUGCCUCCUACCGUGGCCAGCCAGGCAAUGCCUAUGAUGGGGCAGGUCAGCCGUCUGCAGCCUACCUGUCCAUGUCCCAGGGGGCCGUUGCCAACGCCAACAGUACCCCGCCGCCCUAUGAGCGUACCCGCCUCUCCCCACCCCGAGCCAGCUACGACGAUCCCUACAAAAAGGCUGUCGCCAUGUCGAAAAGGUAUGGUUCCGACCGGCGUUUAGCCGAGCUCUCUGAUUACCGCCGUUUAUCAGAGUCGCAGCUUUCGUUCCGCCGCUCGCCGACAAAGUCCUCGCUGGAUUACCGUCGCCUGCCCGAUGCCCAUUCUGAUUACGCACGCUAUUCGGGCUCCUAUAAUGAUUACCUGCGGGCAGCUCAGAUGCACUCUGGCUACCAGCGCCGCAUGUAGGGCCAUCCUGGGGAUGGGGCACCACAGGGAGGGAGGGAGAGGAGAGGUAGGUAGGGUGCAGACCCGGGUCAUAACUACUCUGGCCCAUACCUCUCCUGGUUGCGGUUUUUCAUCCCCUCCCUCUGCCAUGUGGGCCUUCCCCAAGAGAUGAUCCUUUUGAGUGUUUGGCAGUAACCUACUUUGUUCCUUCGCCUCAGCAGUACAUCUUGCUACUGGCUUUAGAUCUGCGGUUUCCCCUGUGCCCUGCCUCCCAUCUCUUCAGAAUGGGAAUCUGUUUUUUUUCCCCCCUGGCUCCCUUUUAUUUUUGUGCGCGAUACUUAAGGUCAUCUGGAUGGGGAAGCAACCUGCAACAGAAGUCGGCGGCUCCUUUUUCUUUUUAGAUGUGAGGGAGGCCAGGAAAGGGUUAGCUUAACCGUUUCCUAUGCGCCAAGCUAUGCCAGGCCCCUGGCUGUCCCUCUCUUAGACUGUUGAGAGUGAGAUCCUAUUGGGACAGUCAGUUGGUAUGUGUCCAAAUCCCUGCUCACCACUGAUGUUUUAGCUGAUGGUGAGUGGCAGUCCCAAUUCCCCAUCUCCCUAAGUAGGUGGUGUUAGAAAACCUUAAUUUUUUUUCCCUUUUGUAUGGACUACAAAUAAAACUUGGGGCAAUUUGCAGUUUGGAAACCUGGUUGUCAUUGUCUUGAUUGCACUCAGUUUCAGAGAAGCCAGUUUGACAUCCAGGAGGACAUGACAGCUAAAGGGAAGACAGCCUUGAGAACCUAGGAUGGGUGUGGAAAGGGAUUUGAAGCUGGGGAUUAUAAUUGACUUCUCUGGUGCCCAAUGGGAUUUAGGUCAUUGGCAUCCUACUAGUAUGGAGAGUCCAGACCAAGUGAUUGGAUGUCCUUAGUGUUCUCCAUUUGAAUUGAUCACACCAAAAUACAGUGAAUAAUGCCCAUUUCCCGCUGCUUAUGUUAGACCGUUUUCCCUGAAUCUUCUCCAGUUCAGAAAUAACCUGGGCUCCAGCAGGGUGGUUCUGAGGUGUGGCUUUUUAGAAGAAGUGGGAAAUGGGCUGCUGUGGCAUUUAUGAGGCUAGUGGAUCCUUCAGGCAGUGGGCUCAAGUGAGUUCUGGGUCUGGGACCUGGAAAGGAGCCAUUUGUGGGUGGGGGUGAUGCCACUGUCUGGUACUUCCCUGUGGUUGCAAGAGGGGGCAGGGAAAAUUUGGAGCAGUUCUGGGGCAUUUGGGGUAGAGCCCUGGUACCUCACCUGUUGAACUUCACCAUGGAGCGUCCUUCCUGUGUCCUGCCAUCACAGCACCCGAGACUCCUUUCCUUUGUCCCCAUCUGUUAACAGUUUUCAGAUUGUAUAUUUGAAGGUGUGAUGACAGACUAUGGAAAUGGGUGGGGUGCAAGCAUAACCAAAUGGGGAUGCUGGGACUGGGUGGGAGUUGAGAUUCUUUUUUAUACUUUCAUUCUAGAGCUGGGGGUUGAGGACUGGGCAAAAAUAUGGCAGUUUCAACAAAGGACAAGAUGGAGGCUUGAACUUAAUAAUGAUGGGUGAAUAAAAGAUUGAUUAGAGUGAUAACAGGAAAACCUGAUGCUCCUUUGGGAAAGGAUACUUUGGAGAUGAUUUGGGAGCCUGGCAGGGAAAGGUGACUUUGGGGAUAUGUGUAUAUAUAUCAGUCAAAUACAAUCCGGAUGUGUUGUCUGCCUCCAUUGGCUUCAAGGGAACUUGCUGGCAGAGUAGUUUGCCCAAAGUCCUCUUCCUCUGACCAGUGUGAAAAAAGUUAUGGUCUUAAACAAUAAUCUCUUAUUUGUGGAUGCUAACUGGGGUAAUCUCAGGGAGGAUUGGGGCCAUAGCCCUUUUCUUUGCUUCCCUUUCUGCUCAUUGCUUUGCUUUCAAAGGUGCUUUGCUGCUCUGCUUCAUUUCUUUGCGUGACUGGGGAAGAAUGGGUAGAGGAGUUGAAUAGAUUUCUUGUUACUUUUCUAUGUGAUGGUGGAAUGAUCUGAAGGCCAAGUUAACAAGCUAAGCUUUGAUUAUUACCCUGGAAAAUUAAGGGUUGAUUGUAAAGCCAUGAUUGUGGCCUGUGUACUUUGCAAUAUUUCUUUCUUUGUGUGGCUUUCUGUAUUUUUCUUUCUCUCCAGUGAGGGUUCUGCCACUGCUUCAAUUUUAAGGUUCAUUAAAAAAAACAGUUUAAUGUGCUCUUGGGCCAGUGUUGAUGUUCUUUAUUGCAGUCCCAGCUCUUCAGAAUAACCUGGCCUAUUUGAUCAGUCUGCCUUCCUGUCGUCUAUAGGUUCUGACGUCCUUCCUGCCUCAGCCCUCAGAUUUCACAUUCAAGCCAGGAGUUACAAAGUUAAAUCAUUUUCAUUUUCUUUUCUUGCAGAUUGUUUUAAAGUCUCCUUAUUAAUUUAAAUUAUACCAUCUGUGUUGAUCCUGUAACUCACUCAUACUUUGCUUUUUGUCAAUUUCUGAUUUCCAAGGUCCUGUAUCUCGGGGAAAGCUGAGUUUACUGACUGGAAAGAUGAAUAUUUAGUAUGUGUUUUGGGGAGAUGGGCUGUCAGCCUAUCUUUGGGUCAUUCACCUUUACAUCUAUCACCUCUACAACCUGGCCGUCAUUGGAAGAGUUUUAGUUGGUUUAUUCCUUGAGCAAAAUCACAUAAAGGCUUCUGCCCUCAUCAGCCUGCUGUCUUCUGAGGUUUGGACCUUAUUUUAAAUUCUGUCUGGGGUGGACCUGGGGUCCUGUCUCUUGUACUAGAGGCAAUGGGACUAUCAUAAUCCACAUAGGCUACCUUCUCAGUCCAACCCUUCACUUAAGCUCCCUCUCUCUCUCAAAGUCCUUGCACAGUCUAUUGGUUCUCCAGGUGGUCUGUCCUGUCACACCAAGUCAGUGGACUGUAACAUGAAUAUUGGAGAAAUAAUACAGUAUUUUAACUAUGGCCAGGCAUGGUGGUACAUGCCUGUAAUCCCAGCACUUUAGA